Striga asiatica is the source of this 378-nucleotide messenger RNA. The record is from the annotation of a GenBank genome assembly. NCBI's taxonomy places the organism in Eukaryota, Viridiplantae, Streptophyta, Magnoliopsida, Lamiales, Orobanchaceae.
AUGUCCUCAGCAAAAGCAUUCAAAGAACUGAAAAAAUCCAUCUCAAUUGCACAAAUUUUGAAGUCCCAAAUUAACAGCUCUCGCCGGAUCCACAGUCCACCAAUUCGACAGAUCUAUUGUCCUUCAAGUUGCCCCAGCCAGAUUCUUCGUCCUUCAAAGUCCAGAUCCGCCGUCCUUCAAGUUGCUGCCAGUGAAUUUGCUGAGGAAGAAGGCAGCAUCGCCGACGAAUGCGGAGUCUCGGUGCCCCUAACAGCAGAAAUUCGAGACGAGAAUAAUACAUUAUCAAUUCAAGACGAGAAUAACAGCAGAAUUCGCGGCUCCUGUGGCGGCGGCGACGCCACCACCGUCGAAAGACGGGCUCCACAAAUCGGAGAAUAA